Molecule: messenger RNA, 1329 nt
Organism: Symsagittifera roscoffensis
Lineage: Eukaryota; Metazoa; Xenacoelomorpha; Acoela; Convolutidae
Product: fibrinogen-like protein 1-like protein
Exons: 4
Coding region: 289-1305 (338 amino acids)
Source: RefSeq, a predicted model, not a curated record
CUAUUAUACAUAAAUUAUUUUUCUUCAAUAGAAAGACUGUUGAAAAUCAAAAGAUUAAAAUUAGUUAAAAACAAAAUUUAUUUUAUGCAAAUUUUCUGCUCAGUUAUUACACUCAUUACUUAAAACGAUAUAUUUUGCCGUUGUAGAAAACAGUUGAUCACCAGUUUCACGCAGCACAUUAAAACAUAGAGCACAUAGAAAAAUUACGUUGGACCAAACUUUUUGAUAAUAGUUGCUGCUCAUAAACGGACAUCAUUCAAACGGACAUCAUUUUUUUUUUCAAAAAUUAUGCGACUUUUUCGCAAAAAAAUUAAAAAAAUGGCUUCUCUUAAUACAUCGACAGGUGAUGUCCAAAUUCAAUUUAAAGAAUCUGAAUCAAGGCAAUACGUCAAUGAAAACGAGCAGGCUUCUGACGGUAAAAAAAAUGGCGAUAUCUACGAUGAGCCUGCAAAUAUUGACGAAAACGGCAGAAAAACAAACAACAAACAGCUACAACAAAGCAAUUCGUUUGUGAGAUGCUUGAUGAUUUUGGUGGUUGUACUGGUGGUAAUUGUUGCUCUAAUGGCAGUAUCUGUUGUCAUUCUUAUGUUUCUGACGGUUAAAUUAUCCAAUGAAAUAAAUGAGACCAAGGCGCAAUUAGCAGAUCUUUCCAGCAGCAUUGAGAGCGUAGAUUUCAGCUUGGGAGAACUUUCGUGUCUGAAUGGUGCAUCAUUUGUGGAUCUAAGAGGAAAAGAUGUGGGAUUGGAGAUAGUUCUACAGAGGCGGGAACGAUUUGGCGACAAUAUUUUGUUCAAUCGCGGAUUUGAGGCAUAUGAGGCAGGUUUUGGAGAUAUCUGUGGAGCAGGGGAUUUGUGGUUUGGGCUACAGAGAAUUCUUAUUUUGACCCAGAUUGGAAAAUGGAAUGUCCGAAUUUCGAUGCGCCAAUUCACAGACGAUGAACUCUUCUGGGGAGAAUGGACAGACUUCAAGGUUCACACUAUUCCCUUUUAUUAUCUGUCAUUGGGCCCAUUGGUGGCUAACAGUGACAACAUGGUGAACACCACUGGUUUAGCAAGCGGCUUCGACUAUCAUAAUGGAGAGGCCUUCAGUACUCAUGAUAGGGAUCGAGACACAUCUCCUGGAAACUGUGCUUCAAUCAGAGGAGGAGGAGGUUGGUGGUUUAAAAACUGUCAGCGUAUGAUGCUCAACGGAAACAGGACUACUUCAGAAAACUUGGAGAGCCUUGUACAAAUGAAUUACUGGAACGGUAAUGAAGGAACGAUACCGCUUGCAUCAAGUGAGAUUACAAUGAUCCGCGUUGGCUGAAUUGAAAAAUUAGAAGCCAGGAGA